UGUUGUCCUGCAUGAUUCAGUUUAACUCGCGGAGCGUCGAAAGUGACAUUAAAUUGCUCAUAUAUAUACAUAGUUGACCUUUUCUUUUCGCGUUGUUGGUAUAGUCGAGAGCGUCUCUCGAUUAGUAAUGCUUCAUUAAAUUCCGAUACUUACGUUACCAUAUUUAGUCGAGUAUUAAAAAAUUGCUUAAUUGUGUAAAUGAUUUGUUUUCGUUCGAAACAAAUACGAUUUGUUUUUUUUAUUUAGUUCUUUUUUUCUCUAGUCAAUUGGGACUCUUUCGGUUUGGUUAUUUUUCGUAUCGAAUGACUUUUGAGCUGUGAAAUAUUUAUGUGCAAUUGUUCUUACUAAAAAUGCUUAAAGAUUAAACAUAACGCUUCGUUUAGUUAAUCAUCAUUCUUCCUGCACAGCAAUUGGGAGCCGCGGUGGCACCAUGGCCAUCCGGGAUCACCUCCGUCGACGACAUGGCUCAUAAAGGGCAUAGCGGUGUGAACCAGCUAGGGGGGGUGUUCGUCAGCGGGCGUCCCUUGCCCGAUUCCACGAGGCAGAAGAUCGUGGAACUGGCGCAUUCCGGCGCAAGGCCUUGUGAUAUAUCCAGAAUUCUACAAGUAUCGAAUGGGUGCGUCUCCAAAAUACUCGGCAGGUAUUACGAAACAGGAUCUAUUCGUCCACGUGCAAUCGGCGGUUCAAAACCUAGAGUAGCGACUCAAGAAGUAGUUUCUAAGAUAUCUUCCUACAAACGCGAGUGCCCUUCAAUAUUUGCCUGGGAAAUUAGAGAUAGGUUAUUGCAAGAAGGAGUCUGCACUAACGAUAACAUUCCAAGCGUAUCAUCAAUCAACAGGGUAUUGCGUAAUCUAGCGGCUCAAAAAGAGCAAACCUGCUCCAACACGCCGGUCUCUAAUGGUAACGACAACGUAUACGACAAGCUGCGGUUGCUGAACGGCAACCAGACCACUUGGAGAUCUCCGACAUCUUGGUAUUCGCCCGGCAAUCCGGCCUUUCAACUGCAGCCUUUAAGUCCUCCCUCGAGCAUAUUAGCAGACGACAACAUAUCCAAGAAGGGAACGGAAAUCGACGGAAUCCACUCGGACGAAACGAAUUCGGGCGACAAUUCCAACGCCGGCUCCAGCAUAGGUCCGGACGACGAUCAAGCCAGGCUGAGAUUGAAGAGGAAGCUGCAAAGAAAUCGCACGUCCUUCACCAACGAUCAAAUAGACAGUUUAGAAAAAGAGUUCGAACGUACUCAUUAUCCGGACGUGUUCGCUAGGGAACGCCUGGCGGCGAAAAUCGGCCUGCCGGAGGCCAGGAUACAGGUGUGGUUUUCGAAUCGCCGGGCGAAAUGGCGCCGCGAGGAAAAAUUGCGGAACCAAAGACGCGGCACGUCCGUUCCGACGGAGCACCCGGGCCAGACGGCGUCGCCGCCUCGGCUGCAAACCUUCGUUAAUACCACCAUGUAUUCGCCGAUCGCUCCUCCCAUGUCCCUAUCCGAUACAUACAGCACGAUGUCGACGAUGUCCGGUUUCGCCCACGGGCCUCUGACUCCGGGCAUGGGAGCCUCCCCCGGCUCUUGUUUACAACAAAGGGAGAGCCCGACGAUGGGCAGUUAUUGCAUGUCGAGGCCCGGCUACGACAUAGGGAUCGGUUACGGUGCGAGACCGACGGGUUGCAGCCCCACGCAGCCCUACCAAAUGAAUGGCCAUCAUCAGUAUACUGUCAAUGGAGCGUCAUCAACAGGUUUGAUAUCGCCAGGUGUGUCUGUGCCUGUGGCGAUACCUCCUGGACAAACGGACAUGGUUUCCCCGCAACCGUAUUGGUCGCGAAUUCAGUGACCAUGGUGGAAUUAGAAUUAUCAUAAAUCAUCAUUAUUUGGCUAAUGAAAUAAAAAAUCGUUUUGCAUGAGUCCCGAUUUAAUAUUUGUACCUACCGACAUAUUUGAUUUUUUUGAUAUAUUUCGUGUAUUUAUGCCAAAAAGCCAAACAAGCCAAUGUUUUAGUGCAAAUUUUAUUCGAUAUUAAUUUUUUUAGUAAGUAUACUAAGUAUGGUUGUUUCGCGAAUAUUUUUUAAUGGCGUACAAUAAAAGUUUUUAAAUAAAUGAUGUACGUUUGCGUAAAAGUUACGCUCGACUGAAGUUUAAUUUCAUGUUUAACAUGUAAGAAGUUAAACUUCACACUUAACCCGUUUUUCUAAUGAAAUAUAUUGUUUUGAAAAGGAGUUAUAACCAUUAAAACGUUCUUUUUAUUGCUUUAUUGCAUAUCAAUCUGUGUAUAAGAAGGCUCAAAUUAUUAGAGUUGUAGGAAAUACUUGGAGUGCAAACAUUGUAAAAUGAUCGAUUUAUUUGAAACCAUUCCCUUCUAAUUAAUUUAUAAUAAUCAUCCGUAUUUUUUCUGUGAUUGUAAUU
Molecule: messenger RNA, 2395 nt
Organism: Phyllotreta striolata
Lineage: Eukaryota; Metazoa; Arthropoda; Insecta; Coleoptera; Chrysomelidae
Source: the annotation of a GenBank genome assembly